Sporothrix brasiliensis 5110 is the source of this 1077-nucleotide messenger RNA. RefSeq lists its product as uncharacterized. The record is from RefSeq and is a predicted model, not a curated record. The transcript has a single exon. NCBI's taxonomy places the organism in Eukaryota, Fungi, Ascomycota, Sordariomycetes, Ophiostomatales, Ophiostomataceae. The coding region runs from base 1 to 1077 and encodes 358 amino acids.
AUGGACUACGUGGAGGGCAAAAAUAUUCGACAACUUGGCUUCGCGGCGGACGACCAACAUUGGGUUGCGACGCCCGGGCGGACAGGAAAACGACGGGAGGCUCUUUAUCGUGGCCUGGCGCAUAUUUAUACAGAGCUGCGCAAGCUCGAAUUUCCGAGAAUCGGGGCUCUGGGAUUCGACCCGGGAGACUCGUCCAUCCAAGUGCGGCACCGACCUAUCAAUAUCGAGGUUCUCCUGCAAGAAUGCGAAGGCCUCGCACCGACGGCGAGGCUGCCUCCUGGCACGACGUUCGCUGGCGCCAGUCAGUACCUCGAUACGCUGCUCUGGCUUGGCGACAACUUGCUGGAGAAGGGCAGAAACGCAGUGGACGGGCGGCGGAAUUUGCUCCUCUACGCAUUCGCGGCAUACCGGCAAUAUCUCACAAGCAAGUGGAUGGAUCCAGCAUUGGAAACCGGCCCAUUCGUCUUGAUGCACGGUGACCUUGCCAUCCAGAACCUGCUCUGGGACGACGAUAUGAACCUCGUAGCUGUGCUCGAUUGGGAAUGGAGCUCGGUGGUCCCCGUGCAGUUCUUGGUUCCUCCGCUUUGGAUCAUCAACCACGACUUUCGCUUUCUCUGCCUCACCUAUCCGGACCACAUGCAAGAGAUGCGCAAGUUGAAUGCCAUAUUGGACAAGAUGGAUACGCAGCUGGAUUGGUCCCAACAGGAGAAGCGCUGCGACGCUCUCGUACUGCGCGGCCUGUCCCACGCCGAAUAUGUCUACGAUACUUUUUGGUCCCACCUCAGCUACUCGGAAGCUGGCUGCUUGCGCUUUCCGCGUGGCGACGAGGAGUAUGCACAGUACGAAGAAACCGUUGACGGGUGGCUUGAGGAGUUUGAUACCGACGAGAGACGAGAAUUUGUGGAGCGGAAAAAGAAAGAGGCGUUUGAAUACUACGAUGAAGAAGAAGCCUACUUUGGCCCUCCGCCAUCCAAUGCGGACGACUCCAUUCUGACGCCCGAGGAAGAAGCUUUGGCGAGUCGUUAUCCUGCUUUGGUAGAAUACCGCAGAGCCGUCAAGGCUUCGAUGCGACGGUGA